CUUCAGCAACGUAUUGGGAUAGAAAUUCAGCAGCAAUUGAAUAAAAAUACUACAUAAUAAGGAACAGAUAUCGGAUAGGUUGGUCUAAUGCCUUGCUCUCAAUCAAAAGGAAAUUUAAAUCACGAUAUUUUUCCUCUAAUAAAUUCAAAGAGGAGAAAAAGCAAAAAUAAAGUGUUUUUCAAGAUGCUUCUAGUUCAUUCAUGGUUAUACCGCUUACGUUGAAAUUCUAAAGGAACCAAAGACGUGAAAAUAUGCGUUGGAUUUCUUGCAAACGAACAGCUACGAAGGGACUUCAAAAUCAGGUUCCUGGAAUAACUACGACUGUAUGUAGUGAACAAGGUAAUAAAACUCCGAACCACCCCGCCGUCCUAUACGUCGUUUCUUUAUCGUCAUUGUAUCGACGGCGCCAACCGAAUAAUCUCGUCUGGAACUGGAACUUCGUCUUCAACAGUCAACAUUUCGUAUUUGCUGCGUUAGCGUUAUUCUUAUCUUACAUUCGAUACAGAUUAGCUCGCUGGAAACUAAACUACUCAGCGAUCUUUUAGUUUAUUUCUUCGUGUACUGUUCUUCUAAUUACGACGUAUGUUCGAGUUAUUUCGCGAUGGGUGUUCGAGGUUUGCAAACGUUCAUGGAGAAGUAUUGUCCAACAGCUUGUUAUCCGGUCUACUUGUCAGAUCUAGCUGAAAAAUACAAAAUUGAAACUGGAAACGAUGCUGUGAUCGUUGUGGACACACAAUCGUGUUACUUCACUUGGAGCAAAGGAUUAGAUUCGAUCGUUGGACUCGACGUACAAGAAUUAUUCCAUCGUAUACGAAAGUUCGUCACUUCAUUCGAGGAAAUUGGCGUCAAAUUGGUGUUCUUCAUCGGUGGCUUGAACGUUGAAAAGAAACGUAAAGAAUGGUUGCGUCGUCAGCGAAAUAAUUUACGCAAGGUGUACGCAGGAUUUGAUUUCCUCGAAGAAGGAACUGUUACCAAAAAUGUACCGGAAGAACACAACAGGCUGCCUCCUGCGGUGGGAGUAUUUGUAUCGUUGUUUUUGAAACACAUUUUGAACUGUGAAGUUUAUUGUACGAUAAAGGAAUGCGACGAAGAGAUCGUUGAAUACGUCCAUAAACACGAAUGUAUUGGUAUCUUCGCCCAAGAUUCGGAUUUUAUUGUCAGUGAUAUCCGACAAUCCAUUGUAUUAGCUUCGCAGAGAUUCGACCAAGGUAGGAUGGCAACGAUGAUGUAUGAUCGAGAAGAACUAGCCGACAUCUUACGUAUCAGAACCGAACAGUUGGCUUUAUUUGGAAUAUUACUCGGUACCUAUACGAAUACGAUCGAACAAGAAAAUCUAACAAAUUUUCAUCGUUCGAUAUGUCCUGUAUACUUCUCGACAUGGAGAAAUAUUCCUUACAACAUACUGAUGCCAGCUGUGGCUAAAUACAUUCGCGAAUUACCCGAUAAACCCAUCGAUGAAAUACUAAAACUCAUUUGUGUGGAAAUAUUCGGUGAUGAGUCAUCAUUGAACUCGAUCGAGCGUUCCUAUUAUAGUUACGUGUUUCAAGAAACCUCCGCGACUGCAAAUCCCACGACUAAAUGGUCCCAGAUAUUGCUAGAAGCUGAAUAUCGACACAGGAAUUUUAUUGUACCUUCGUUCAUCUGGGGUGUUGUAAAUGAUCAAGUGUUUGAAUUGAGUGCAACUUUCGAAGAUCUGAGAAGAGCUUCCGGUGAUAAUGGACCGAAUAAUCAGGAUGUAAUUAUACCUAGCUCUACGGUUACUCGUUUAUUACGUCGAAGAAUUUAUGGCAUUUUGCUGCUCGAGUAUAAGCAUUUGGAUGAUGUGGAGGUGACGGAAUGGUGCGGUGAAAAUAUCGACAGUUACAAUGAACCAGUGCUAGUCAAACCUGUUGCACCUAUUGUUCCUCAUCCGGGAUUGCUUCAAUUAUGGAGCAGUAAUGAUGACGGUAGACUUAACGAAAUGAAAUGGAAACUGUUCCUAUCGUGUAUUUCACCAAAUAUUACGACUACUGGUGUUGAAAAAUGGCGCACGUUGCCCGACGAUUUAGUACCUAUUUCAGCGACUCUAUUUUACCUGCUGGAAGAAAAGUUCAUGAAUGAAGACGAAAUUAACGCUGUGAUAGCCACCGUAGCCACUCAUUCGUUGUACGACAGGAAAGAAUUGAAUAAUAUUAUUGGACGUUAUCAUCCUAGACGUACUCAUAUGAGUGUAGUUAUUACCAGAACUUACAGCAUGGUUAUCUCGUUGAUGGGUGCUUGCGGAUACCCGGUACCUAUUUCCGAUAAGCUGAUUUGUAUGAAAUUCGAAGCGAAACUUUUUCAAAUCAAGUACAAGGAAAUGAAACGCAACAAGUCCAUCGAAGAGCUUUGCGAUAACAACGAUAUGUGUAUGAAUAUAUUUAACCAGAUGAAAGGAGUUCUUCGACGAGCUAUUGGUGAUGAUUUCGAAAGACAACGCACAAGUCGACGUGGAGUACGAUCAGAAUGGAGCAAUUUAGAAGGUAAAUUUGUUAGAAUGAGAGCAUCGUGAAUGGAUAAAAGAAGCUAAUAACUUUCUGCUGUACUGUUCUUGUAUCGUGAUUCGCCUUAUUUUAUCGUAUUUUCUACGUUUUUAAUCAACUUUUACUUUUAUUGGAUAAGUAAGUUUUAACCAGUGAUUUUACAUUUCUUACCAUAUUAUUUUUUCGUUGACAACGUUCCUUGUGGAACAAAUGAUUGUUUAGUUAUAAGUUUUUUUUUCGUAGUGGUUAUUUUUUGCCAUGUAGGAAAAUUUUAACCAGAUUUUUGUUUUUAAUAUUUGGACAGAAAUGAUUUAUUGUACGCAUUAAAGGUUGAUAUGCAUACAA
This is a messenger RNA of Planococcus citri (citrus mealybug), 2846 nucleotides long. Its product is annotated as constitutive coactivator of peroxisome proliferator-activated receptor gamma-like. Gene Ontology annotation, cellular component: nucleus. Bases 602 to 2530 code for a protein of 642 amino acids. The transcript is spliced from 10 exons. Lineage: Eukaryota; Metazoa; Arthropoda; Insecta; Hemiptera; Pseudococcidae. The record is from RefSeq and is a predicted model, not a curated record.